Papaver somniferum (opium poppy) is the source of this 2517-nucleotide messenger RNA. RefSeq names its product wall-associated receptor kinase 2-like. Gene Ontology annotation, cellular component: plasma membrane. Gene Ontology annotation, molecular function: polysaccharide binding; ATP binding; calcium ion binding. Gene Ontology annotation, biological process: cell surface receptor signaling pathway; protein phosphorylation. The transcript is spliced from 3 exons. The record is from RefSeq and is a predicted model, not a curated record. The coding region runs from base 28 to 2319 and encodes 763 amino acids. Lineage: Eukaryota; Viridiplantae; Streptophyta; Magnoliopsida; Ranunculales; Papaveraceae.
UGGCCGAUUCUUAUAUUAUCCAGAAAUAUGUUUCUACCACGACUCUUAUUUAUCUGCCUGAUCUCUUGCUGGUUCUUGUUGUCACCGGUGGUUUCUGCGUUCGGCGAGGCAAAGCCAGGUUGUCAAGCCAAAUGUGGUAACGUCAGCAUUCCUUACCCGUUUGGUAUAACCGUUGGAGGUGAGGAUGAUUACAGAGGAGCACAAGGAUGCUCCAUUCAUGGAGUUGGGUACGGCUAUAACGUCAACUGUAAUACUUCCUAUGAUCCUCCUAAGGCCUUUAUUGGCACCAGUAACCUUGAGAUUUUAAGUAUAUCAGAAACUGAAAUUCGAAAAAAGAACGUGGUAGCUGCAUUAUGUUACAAUAUGGCUGGUAAUUUGGUAUUGGAUGAUUCGAGGGUCACAUCAAAUUUGGGUUCGACGCCGUUUACGUUCUCGAACACGAAAAACAGGCUAUUUACAAUAGGGUGCAACUCAGGCGGAACCAUUUUAGGGCGAGAUCAGCUCGAGAAGAACUACUCCAGCCAGUGUGUGUCAUUAUGUGCUAGUCAAGAUUUUGUAAAAGAGGGCUCCUGCGAUGGCGGCGGAUGUUGCAUGAACACUAUUCCGAAGGGGAUAAAGUGGCUAAGCACAGGGUUGGUAAGGGUUGUCAACGUUAGCUUCUUAUCUUUCAAUCCUUGCAGUUACGCGUUCCUAGCUGAUCAAGAACAAUAUACGUUCUCUGCGUCAGAUCUUUUGGCUGAGAGUAGAGUUAGAAAUAUACCCGUUGUUCUUGAUUGGGCGGUAGGGAGUAAGACGUGUGAAGAAGCACAAACAGAUUUGGCCACUUAUGCUUGCCAGGACAACAGCUACUGCAGCAAUUCCGAAAACAAUCCAGGGUAUCGUUGCACUUGUCAUGAUGGUUACAAGGGGAACCCCUAUAUCAGUCCUGGAUGUCAAGACGUGAAUGAGUGUGAAGAUCAAAACAGCAACCCCUGUGAGGGGAUUUGCAUUAACACCAUGGGAAGCUACAACUGUACUUGUCCAAUUGGAAGUUCCAGAGAUGGGAGGAAAGAUGGGAAAGGCUGCAAUCGCAAUAUUAUUGAUAGAGAGCAGUUUCCUAUACUAAGGGUUACUCUUGGUAUUGGUUCAGGGCUCUUGUUUAUCAUUGUUGCAAGUUCUUGGUUAUAUUUGAUCAUUAAAAAAAGAAGGUUAAUUAAAAUGAAAGAGAAAUUUUUUCAGCAAAAUGGCGGGCUGCUAUUAAAACAACAAAUAUUGUCGAAUGAAGGUGGCGUAGAGACUUCAAAGAUCUUCACAGCAGAAGAGCUAAAACUAGCAACCAACAACUAUAAUGAGAGUCUGAUCCUCGGACAAGGAGGCUAUGGAACCGUUUACAAGGGAACCUUACCGGAUAAUCAUACAGUUGCCAUUAAGAAAUCCAAGAUAGUUGACCAGAGCCAAAUCGAACAAUUUAUAAAUGAGGUUUUUAUGUUGACUCAGAUUAAUCAUCGAAAUGUGGUGAAGCUCUUGGGGUGUUGUUUAGAAACUGAAGUUCCUUUGCUUGUUUAUGAAUAUGUUUCUAAUGGCACCCUCUCCCAGCAUAUCCACCACAACAGUGGGUUGCCUUCCAUUUCUUGGGAAAGCCGGUUGAGGAUUGCGGUCGAAACAGCAGGUGCACUUGCUUAUUUACAUUCUGCAGCUGCUAUCCCCAUAAUCCACAGAGAUGUCAAGUCUGCUAACAUGCUUCUUGACGAAAAUUACACUGCAAAAGUAGCAGACUUUGGAGCUUCAAGGUUGAUUCCGCUGGACCAAACAGAAUUAUCAACAGUUGUAUUAGGAACCAGAGGAUAUUUGGAUCCAGAAUACCACCAGACUGGGCAGCUGACAGAGAAGAGUGAUGUCUAUAGCUUUGGUGUUGUUCUUGUAGAAAUAUUGACAGGAAAGAAGCCAAUUCUUUCGGAGAGAUCCGGAGAACUAAGAAAUCUUGCAACAUAUUUCAUUUUGUCCAUGCAAGAAGAUAAUCUGCUCCCACUUCUUGAUGCCCGAGUAGUAAAUGAAGGGAGGCCAGAACAAGUACUUGCAGUUGCUGAGCUUGCAAAGAGAUGCCUGAAGUUGAAGGGUGAAGAAAGGCCGACAAUGAAACGAGUAACAACAGAACUAGAGAGUUUGAGAGGCGUAGAAACACGUGUAUGGGCUCGUCAACCAAACAAUGGAACAAACUCAGUAUUACCAGCUGAACCAAGAGACCUCUAUACAGUUCCACUUAUGUCUUCCACUGCCAUUGAUUCCGGACAUUAUGCGUUGGAUGAAGAUACAAUAGCCUCGAUGAACAUCCCUAGAUGAUUGGUUCAUGGAUCUUGAUGGGUUUUUAUGACAAUCACACAUUUUGUAUGUUAUUUCAGUAAAGUUGUACACAUUUUGUAUAUUAUUUGUUUAAAUAUGCAAUCACUCAUAUGGAAAUGUUAAGUCUUGGCAUAAGUGAACUUCACACUCUACCAAAACGUUGCGGGGUCAAACAGUUAUAUGGCUCGAAUUAAAAAA